GCAAGGAGGUUAAAGAUUGGGACUCUCAGCCUCCCUGCACAACCAGCUCGUCGACGCUCAGUUCUCGGCUUCACCAACUCCAGCAACCCAAGCAUGACGGCUCGGGCUCCUUUGGCAUCUCUGCUCUUCCUCCUGCUCCUGGUGCACGUAGUGCCCAGCCAGGCCUGGAGUCUCCGACAGCCGGAACUCCACCGAAAAUCCCAACCCACAACGCCUGUCUGUACUCAGCCCGUCUACAAUUGGUGCUCCUCCUGGGAAAAUUCCCGAAUCUGCGAGGCGGAGAAGGAGUGUUCUGCCCUAUGGAGACCUUCAGCUGUCCAACCUGUCUCUGUACAACUCUUCUAUGAGGCCCUGUGUCCUGCGUGCAGGGACUUCUUGUCACUGCUGCUCUUUCCUACCUGGGCUUUGCUGGGUGAUAACGUCAUGAAUGUCACUCUUGUGCCUUUUGGCAAUGCUCAGGAGAAAGAAGUGAAUGGGACCUGGGAGUUUACCUGUCAACAUGGGGAGCUGGAGUGUGAACUCAACAUGGAACAGACCUGUGUGUUGUACCUCCUUGGGAAAGAGUUUCCUAAUGCCUUUGCUGUGAUCAACUGUAUGAUGUCAACUGCUGAUCCAGAGACCUCACUAGAGCCGUGUCUGAAGGUCUAUGCCCCCAAAACUUCUGUGGCUGAAGUCAUGAAAUGUGCAAGAGGACCUCAAGGCAAAGAGAUGAUGCAUCAGAAUGCCAUGCUGACAGAUCAUCUUUCCCCUCCACAUACAUACACCCCUUGGAUUCUGGUUAAUGAGGAUCACUUAGAGGAUCCAACUCAACUUUUAAAUACUGUGUGUCAAAAAUACCAGGGGGAGAUGCCUGAAGCCUGCAAAAGGAACACCUUUUCUAUCACAAGAUGAAUAUUCUUGCAGUGAACCUGCAGUGGUCUCAGGGGAAGGCCUGGUAUAGUACCAGUCAUAUACAUCAGGAGGGAGCUGGUUGGGCUGAGAAGGGACCAAGUCACCAAGAGUAGUAGCCCGGAGUUUGAUGUAUGUGGGUACCCAGAACUUUCUGUUUCUUCCUGACAGGCUCAGGAAAUCUCACCCUCUCCAGAGUUUUCUUGAAAUAAAAACCUAUUUUGAGAAACAUGA
Molecule: messenger RNA, 1122 nt
Organism: Phascolarctos cinereus (koala)
Lineage: Eukaryota; Metazoa; Chordata; Mammalia; Diprotodontia; Phascolarctidae
Gene: IFI30
Product: IFI30 lysosomal thiol reductase
Cellular component (GO): lysosome
Molecular function (GO): oxidoreductase activity, acting on a sulfur group of donors, disulfide as acceptor
Source: RefSeq, a predicted model, not a curated record